AUGGCGUCCUGGGGUCUAGGAAACAACGGGAAACUGCCCCUGAUCCCAGGGGCGUCGGGGCGAAUCCGAGGUCCCAAAGGGCUCCCCGAGACUCUUGGCCAAGGGGACCUGAAACUUCCGAGCCCUAGAGCCGCAAUUGCCACCCCCAGAGCCCGAGGUGGUUACCUCUUAAUGCAAAUAGGGAACCUGGAGGGUGAACGUGGGCCCGGGGAGGCCGAGUGA
Molecule: messenger RNA, 222 nt
Organism: Rangifer tarandus platyrhynchus (Svalbard reindeer)
Lineage: Eukaryota; Metazoa; Chordata; Mammalia; Artiodactyla; Cervidae
Source: the annotation of a GenBank genome assembly